UCGCGCGGAAGAUUUGAGUUGUUUGAAUGACUGCCUGGAAGGACGCCGAAUGAUUGUGUUUUUAGCUAUGUAGUAGCAAUGGCCAAAGUAUCUAGAUCGAGUUCAACAUUUAACUCGUCGUCGGAAGGGAACUUGUCUGUUUCUGGUCGUAGUAAUGGAAGUUUGAGAGUGGCAGAGAAAAAAAGAAGAAAGAACGAGGCGGAGGAUCCACUUCUGCUUGCCCUGAAGUACUUUUCAGAGGUUGAGGCAGGUACCCAAGUUAAAGGCAAUGAUAUGCUGGAGGUUAACCUGGUGCAUGUCGAGAGAGUUGGCCUCAGUCAAGGACUACCUCCAGAGGCCAUUUCUGUCAUGCUGGAGUUCGUCAUGAGUCUUCGCAUGGGGAGUGCUCCGUGUGCCCGGGUGCUGAAGUUCCUGAUCCCUGCUACAGUGGUCCCACAGGAGGCUGUUGUACGAGCGGUGGCAUGGCUGUGCAUCGGCAAGAUACCAGUCAGCACACAGGUUCUUUUCCUGAAGUGGGUCCUGACUGUCUUUGACAUGAUUGACUCCAAGGACCACCUGAGGGCCAUCUAUGGCUUCAUCUUCAGCUUUGUGAAAGAUGACAAUCUGUCUCCCUUUAUCUGUCACCUACUAUUCCUUUUGACCAGGAGGGAAAGUGUUAGCCAGUUCAGAGUGAGAAAGCUACUGGAGCUUCAGUCUAAGAUGGGACGGCAGCCUUUCCUGUCACACCUGCUGUCACUCUACAAAGUGUUCUGCCCGGAGCUGGUGACGCUCUCCCUUCCAUCGCGAAUGAGGAGUGGGUUUAAAAACCACAACGCUCCGUGGAAGGCAGCACUGAGUGUAGUUCAGAGGAGGGCCAACAGUCAGAUCACCUCAGGUGUCGGCCUGACCCUCGGCGCAAAAGACAAGACCAACUCCAAGAAAAGGAAACUGCACCACUUGGAGCUGCCGUCCCCCAGCCCUGCAGUGCAGAGCCAGGCCACCCCGCCCUCCUCCUCCUUCUCCUGCAGGAAGGUUCUCCCCCUGGUGCAGCUCCACUCCUUCUCUCAGCUUCUGGACCACCUCCACCACAUAGAGCUCCCGGCCCAGAUGGGCUCUUUGUUGGGCUCCAGCCUGGCGCUCCACUACCUGGACUGUGUUCAGGACGACUCGGCCUUCCUCUGCCUCAACUACUGGCUGGGCCACGCCCUUCACGAGGAGUUUUUGUUCUGCAGUGACGGGGUCUCCCAGAGUUCGUCCGAGGUGCUGCAGUUCCUCCAAAUGUUGCUCUCCACCCAGAACUUCCUCCAGGAGGGCUUCACCAGCACAGAGGCCUUCCUCUACAAGUUCCUGAGCGUCUGGGACGGCUCGCUCCUCCGCCCCCAGAUCCUGGGCCUGCUGAGUGACAUCCCCGUGGUGCCCAGCGCUUGUAUCAACCAACUUCUGUUUGAGCCGCUCAUGCAGCUGUUCUUCUCCUCUACUCUCUCCUUCAAGUGCAGUGUGCUAGACUGUUUGAACAGCAUGCUGUUGAAGUGGCUUACAUGGCACUCUGUCUAUGCUCUGGAGGACGGCCUGGACAUCAGCCUCAACAGCCACACCCCGAUGAGCAUGACCCUGUCAGGGUUCAUGGACUCGGUGAUGGAGCUGGUGUGCUUCGUGGGCAGGCUGGCCUCUGCAGGGCUGCAGCUGGAGGGCUGCCACUCCCUCCUCCUCAGCUAUGUCCUGGACUUCUACCAGACGGUGUGUGACAUGUUCCUGAAGUACAGCCUUCCCCUGGUGGUGCUGCCCCCCAGUGGAGUGUUCUACCCCGCCCUGCUGGCCACAGACCCCGUCAGCGUGGACCGCCUGGCCCACAUCAUGGUCAGGUACAAGAAUAACCUGACCUCGGCCAAAAGUCAAGAUCAGCAGAUGAAGGCCUUCCAUAUCAGCAGACAGACAUACAAGGACUUCAACACCUAUCUGUUGGCCAUGGUGGGCUCUCUGUGGAACUCAAAGACCUUCCUGCCUGGCAUGGCUUUGGAGAUGGCAGAGGCCGUGCUGGCACGCAGCAAAGUACCAGAGUACUGGAGGAGCUUCGACUUCAUCCACCACCCAGCCUUCCUGAGCCUCGCCAUCCACUUCCACCACCAGUGCUGGCCAGAGAGGAGAGACAUGGACCUCAAUUCCAUAAAGAAUGGGAAACAUUGGGACUGGUACUUGGAGUUUCUCUUCAAUCAUGGUCUGGAGGGCCUCAGACUGUUUGUCCACAGUAACAUCAACCGGCGCCCCGCAGCAGAAAGAAACCUGAGCCAGGGAGAUAGUCAGCCCGCAAACGCCAGAUAACAGGCCUAACCAUUUGAGAAGAAACACAAGAACUUGGAUCUUUUCUAUGUUGUAAAGCAGUGGUCCUCAGAGUCUAUUGUCUUGUAUGUUUUAGAUGAUUCCCUGCUCCAACACACCUGAUUCUAAAGAAUGGGUUGUUAUCAAGCUCAGCAGAAGCCUGCUGACAACU
Molecule: messenger RNA, 2467 nt
Organism: Hypomesus transpacificus
Lineage: Eukaryota; Metazoa; Chordata; Actinopteri; Osmeriformes; Osmeridae
Gene: cenpi
Product: centromere protein I
Exons: 20
Coding region: 79-2298 (739 amino acids)
Cellular component (GO): kinetochore
Source: RefSeq, a predicted model, not a curated record